Molecule: messenger RNA, 2974 nt
Organism: Asterias rubens (European starfish)
Lineage: Eukaryota; Metazoa; Echinodermata; Asteroidea; Forcipulatida; Asteriidae
Product: GATOR complex protein MIOS-A-like
Exons: 23
Coding region: 160-2835 (891 amino acids)
Biological process (GO): positive regulation of TORC1 signaling; cellular response to amino acid starvation
Cellular component (GO): cytoplasm
Molecular function (GO): protein binding
Source: RefSeq, a predicted model, not a curated record
UGUCAACCCAAAGUUUCGCGAUCAACUAGCUCACACCGGUGUCAACUCGUACGUCUUGCUGUUUCCAGUGGAUGGUGGUUCCUGCCUUCCGUGAUACAAUAUUAAAGAGUUGGUAACUGUUGAGCUUCUGAACCAGAUGUAAUACCAACCAUCAUUAUCAUGACUUCCUCAGGUGCUAAGUGGGACCUACAGUGGUCCCCUACUGACCCUGAUGUGUUUGUAGCCUUGAAUACGGAUCGUUAUGAUAUGAACCUUUAUACGGUGGAAUCUGAUUUACUAUCAUCCAGCCAGUCUCAGAUACAGCUGAUCAGUCAGGAUAGUAACAUGUAUGCUAGAUUACAAGCAAGUAAGACAGACUUGUAUGUCAGCACUAAGAGUGAUCUACAGCUAAUCAGAUGUUUUUGCUGGUGUCCUAAGCAGUCGUCUGAUGACAUACUAGCGGUUGGCUUAUCAAGCGGUAAGGUCAUCUUGACUGCCUUUUUGGUAGACCCUACCUCCUCUCAGAUGGGCUUAGUAGGGACUGAAUUCCCAGUUAAGCACAACAAGAUGUGUACUAGUCUGGCCUGGAACACUGUGGAACCCAAAUUGUUAGCUGCUGGUUUUGAUAGAUACAGAACUGACUAUUGCAUGGCUGUCUAUGAUGUUAGUGUACAAAUAACUGGAACUGGCUCGACAACAUCUUCAGAGAAGUCUCGUUUUGUAUCCAAUAAUACCCCUCAAUCUGCCUUCCGGCCUGUUAGUGAGAUGGUCCAAGCAGAAGCACUGAACUCCAUGGCAUGGUUACCUCAUCAACCCCAAUGCAUUGUAGCUGGUGUGAGCAAUAAGAACCUUCGUAUCUUUGAUAUUAGAGAUACAACAAGUUAUAAGAGUGCGACAGCAACCAAGGCAGUGUAUGGAUUGACAGCAGAUCCAGUAGUAGAGUAUCGUCUAGCAUCAUAUUAUGAAUCACAGGUUCAUAUCUGGGACAGGAGACACUUUGAUAAACCAGUAUUAACAAUUACUGAACCACGGCCUAUUGUUAAGCUAGCUUGGAGUCCAUCCCGCUAUGGGUUACUAGCCUCAUUGGCCAGAGACAGCUCCGUUGUCAAGCUAUACAAUGUCCAACAUGUUGAUAGUGAAGUUGAACACACUGAACGUCAUCUUCAACCUAGUAGAGCUAGAGAGGUAUCUAUGUUUGCUUGGCAUCCAACAUGUGAGAAUCGUGUUUUAACUGUCACACCUACUGGCACAUUUAGAGAUGUUACUAUCCAGGAUCGAAUAUCAUUGACGGUAUCCCCUCAAUCUACAUGUAUGUUAGCAUCAGGCAGGAAUCUGCUACUAGUCACUCCAGCCAAGAGUCAUCAAGUCAAAGAUAUCUCAGCUCAGAUGAAACAAAGAGCUAUAGAUGGAUAUGGAUUACAGAAAUUAUUAAUUAAGAAUGGUGAUCUGGUGGGAGACUCAGAAGAAGAGGUCCAACUUCAGAAGUUUUGGAGAUGGCUUGAUCGAAUCAUGGCAUUGCAAAAAGAAGACAGAGCUACUUCCAAAGGAUGGAUUAAAAGCUAUGGCGUCAAAUCACUCAUCAAAUGUGAAGAUGGACUCAAAAGUGUCAUUGAGUCAAUAGAUUGGAAAGGAGUGGACUGGUAUUCAGAGUCUAAUGUUUUUAGGAGUAAAGAAAGGGCAUGUGCUCUUCAGCUGUGUGGAUGGGAGUUUGAUCAAGAUGAACAAGCUUUUCAGUUAUUCAUUCUCAGAUUGGAGAAAGAUAAUGAGUAUGAGCGAGCAGCAGCAAUCUGUGUAUUUCAGCUCAGGAUUAGACAAGCUAUUGAUAUACUGAACAGAGGAGCAAAGGACACAACGUACAACGGUUAUGUGAAUCUGAAUGGUAUUGCCAUGGCAUUAUCAGGGUUUACCCAGCAACGUAAUACAUUAUGGUGUGAGAUGUGUAGUACACUUAGACAGAAUCUUCAACAUCCAUACUUACAAGCAAUGUUUGGAUUCUUGACUGCCGAUGGUGAUACUUAUGAUGUGGUCUUGAAAGAGCCUGGUUUGAGUAUGGAGGACCGUAUUGCAUUUGCCUGUUUAUUUCUAAAUGAUCAGCAACUACCGUCCUUCAUUGAAGAGUUAAUGAAUGGCGUAAUACAGACUGGCAAUCUAGAAGGAAUGUUAUUAGCAGGGCUGACUAAAGAUGGUGUAGAGCUGCUACAGUCGUAUGUUGAUAGGACUGCUGAUGUUCAGACCACUAGCUGGGUUGCUGUACGUACACUACCAUCAGAGCUAUGUAAAGACAGACGAGUCAUGCAUUGGAUAGAGAGUUACAGAAGUCUUCUGGAUAUAUGGAGGCUGUGGCAUCAAAGGGCAAGGUUUGAUGUGUACUAUCAUCAAGGUAACGUGAAGAUUCCACCCCAGCAACAGAUCUUCGUCAAUUGUCACUUUUGUCAGAAUGCUAUAUCACCCACAGUGUUAGCCCAGAGGUCAUUACAUAACAUUCCACAUAGAGGAGUACCUAUGCAUCAGAGAGUCAAGGCAUCAACAUGCUACAAAUGCAGAAAGCCAUUACCUCGCUGUGCUUUGUGUUUGAUGAAUAUGGGUACACUAUCUGGCUUGAAGUCUAUUCACCCUCAGGAUCGACAUGAUAAUGCAGCCAAGAAUGCCCUCAAUACAGAUCCCCACGAUGAGUCCAAGCAGACUGAUUUCAAGCAGUGGUUUACAUGGUGUCAAUCUUGUAGACAUGGUGGUCAUGCAUGUCAUCUCAUGGAUUGGUUCAAAGAGCAUCCAGAGUGUCCAGUAACAGGCUGUGUAUGUAAAUGUAUGUUAAUGGAUACAGUAGGAACUGUGUCAUCUACUGAGAGUGUUACAUGAAAUGACAUCAUCACCAGCUACUGCCUCAUCAGUCUUCCCCAACACCAUCAUGCAUCUUGAACCAGUAUGCUAAAACUGAGACAAAAAUUAUUACUUUUACUAAUUUCUCAAAAACUACAGCACCUCAGUAAAAUUUCAA